Molecule: messenger RNA, 819 nt
Organism: Coccidioides immitis RS
Lineage: Eukaryota; Fungi; Ascomycota; Eurotiomycetes; Onygenales; Onygenaceae
Exons: 4
Coding region: 1-819 (272 amino acids)
Source: RefSeq, a predicted model, not a curated record
AUGUCUUCGUCAAAGGAUCUCGCUCCCAAUAAUGAAGAGGAUAUGUUUCCUUGUUCUGUCUGCAUAUAUUCGAUGUUCACAGAUCGUUUGGACGAGGCCGAACCUUGUAUAUGGGAUCCUGAGAAGGAGUCCUGUGCCCAUUGUUUAGAGCAUCAAACCCGUACUUGUCGUGAUGUACCAGAGUCCGCUAUUAAUGUCGUCCGUCGGCUUUUACGUCUUCGAGAGGAGUAUCACUCCUUCGAUGCUGCAGAUCCGCGCCGUCCUUACAAUGUGAAGUGCAUGAGUGUCUUAGAACGAGAAUUUCGUGGGCUCGACUCCGGAGCUGCAAAACGUCGUCGUCGUCAAGCCACUUCUGUCCCCGAUGGACCUUCUUUGAAACGUCGUCGUCCUACUUCACUUCGUCAAACUAUCCACUUGAUACCAAAUCUUUUCUCGUCAUCUUUGCAUGAAUACAACGCCACGAUAAUGAUCCCAAACAUGGGGUGCGUCACACACCCCAUGUUUGAUGAGAGCUCAAUUACUGAUGACCUAGCAUCAACGGACACAUUUGCAAAUACUCUUAGAAAGGUCCAACAAUUCAUCUGGUAUGGGCAACCUACAAAUUACAAUCAUCUUUUCCAGCAUAUAGAAACAGAGGAGGACAAGGCCCAACAGUUUAUAAAAAGAGAGAACAUUCAAGAAGCUAUCAAAGCUGCCAACUUGAAAUUCCAGAAAUACUAUGGUGAUACUGAGCAUCCAAAGGGUGAGCUGCUAGCUGUGGCUGCUGCCCUCCAUCCAUCACGCCGCAUGAGAGCAUAUGAUUCAGAGGUGGACCAGUGA